UACACGCCUGAAACUCCAGUACCCCACCCGUGAAACUGAAAAUGGAUAUGAAUGCCAUGCAAGCAAGCAAAGCAUCUGCUCCGACUUCCCUUCCGGCUCACUCGAUCAUUCUAGAUGAUGGCCGCUUCGCCGCCGUUCGCAGUGGCCGCUUUCCUCAUCGCUUUCUUCAUCUCCAAAAUCGCCGCCGCACAGUUCCCCCAAAACUCAACCGGAAUCUACAAUCUCCACCUUCCAACACCGUACCAGUCUCUCUGCGCCAGUCUCAUUCACCCCUCCGGUUACCCUUGCUCGGAGCACAAAAUUCAAACUAGGGAUGGCUACUUUUUGGGUCUUCAACGCGUGUCGUCAUCGAAUUUGGAUUUGAGAGCACAGCCGGGUCCUCCAGUGUUGCUCCAGCAUGGACUCUUCAUGGCAGGUGAUGCAUGGUUUUUAAAUUCUCCCGAACAAUCACUGGGCUUCAUCCUCGCAGAUGAAGGCUUUGAUGUAUGGGUAGGAAAUGUGCGUGGAACGCGUUGGAGUCAGGGGCACAUAUCUUUAUCAGAAGAGGAUAAGGAAUAUUGGGAUUGGAGUUGGCAGGAAUUGGCUCUCUAUGAUCUUUCUGAAAUGAUUAACCACAUAUAUUCGAUAACAAAAUCCAAAGUCUUUAUUGUUGGACAUUCACAGGGAACAAUCAUGUCUUUAGCUGCUCUCACCCAGCCAGAUAUAGCAGAAAUGGUUGAAGCUGCUGCUCUUCUCUGUCCAAUAUCAUACUUGGAACAUAUCAGCACUCAAUUUGUAAUUAGAAUGGUUGAUGUGCAUCUUGAUCAGAUGAUUCUUGCUAUGGGCAUCCAUCAACUAAACUUUAGAAGUGAUUGGGGAAUUAACCUUCUGAAUUCAAUAUGCGAUGGCCAUGUUGACUGCAAUGACUUGCUAACGGCCAUAACAGGGAAGAAUUGUUGCUUCAAUAACUCACGCGUGGACUUCUAUCUGGAUUAUGAACCCCACCCAUCAUCUGCAAAGAACUUUCACCAUCUCUUCCAAAUGAUUCGCAAGGGUACAUUUUCAAAGUAUGACUAUGGCAUCUUGAAAAAUCUGAUCGAGUAUGGUCAGUUGAAACCCCCUGCAUUUGAUCUCAGUCUCAUACCCAAGUCGUUGCCACUGUUGAUGGCUUAUGGAGGCAAUGAUGCUCUAGCAGAUGUGGCAGAUUUCCAGCACACCCUCAAGGAAUUGCAGUCUACUCCACAGUUGGUUUAUCUUGAGAACUAUGGUCACGUGGACUUCAUUGUCAGCACAACAGCCAAGGAAGAUCUUCAUGAUCAAUUGAUUGGGUUUUUUAGGUCAUGGGGAAAAUCUAGUAGUUCUUAAAUUGACUGCUUUUGGUUUAUAAAUGUAGACUGCACUUGAGUUUUCGUGUGCAUAUCUUGUAAAUUACAUUGUUUUAUCUUUCUAGUGGUGAUGAUUCUGAUGAAUUAGAAAAUUUUUAGGAUCAGGUAGUAUGUAUAGAGAUUUAUGUACAUAUACAUUUCUGUAUCGUAAUUAGUUUUACUUUCUGAUUUGGCUGUGAAGCAGACGAGGGAGAAGAAGAUGAGAAAGUUUCUCACUUCUCAUUUCAAGAUGGACUUGCGCACGUGCUUUCGGCUAAGUUUCAUGGUUGGCUCCAGCCUCCAACAGCGAAAUGGAAGAGUGUCGCAAAGCUUGCUCAUGAUCUUGGCCCUCAGCUGUUGGUUCUUGUACCUUGCAUCGUAUAAGUGGCAUCCUUGUAUUCUAAUAGAGAAUAUACCUUCUCCAAUACUUGUAUACUUGUAUGUAUAUGUUUAAUUCUGUAAAUUUUCGUAUUAAUUGUUCUGUGGGUGUCAAAGAAAUAUUGAUUCGUGA
Molecule: messenger RNA, 1854 nt
Organism: Rosa rugosa (rugosa rose)
Lineage: Eukaryota; Viridiplantae; Streptophyta; Magnoliopsida; Rosales; Rosaceae
Product: triacylglycerol lipase 1
Exons: 9
Coding region: 115-1344 (409 amino acids)
Biological process (GO): lipid metabolic process
Molecular function (GO): hydrolase activity, acting on ester bonds
Source: RefSeq, a predicted model, not a curated record